Molecule: messenger RNA, 3079 nt
Organism: Metopolophium dirhodum (rose-grain aphid)
Lineage: Eukaryota; Metazoa; Arthropoda; Insecta; Hemiptera; Aphididae
Product: multidrug resistance-associated protein 1-like
Exons: 11
Coding region: 1671-2234 (187 amino acids)
Biological process (GO): transmembrane transport
Cellular component (GO): membrane
Molecular function (GO): ATP binding; ATPase-coupled transmembrane transporter activity; ATP hydrolysis activity
Source: RefSeq, a predicted model, not a curated record
ACUUGAUGCUCAGUCCCGUCAAAGCGUGUUCGCCACGAGCACGUGUUUACGUUUACGCUCAUUCACCGAUUUUACCGGAUAAUCAUAAUAAUUGCUCUAUUAUCAUUGAAUGUCUUCGUGUCUAAUAAACAUCAAUAUAUUGCAACAGUAUCAUCGUUCGUUCACUCGCUGAUUUGAAUGGAAUUAUCUGUUAUAAAAAUAUUUUGCGGUUCAACUUUUUGGGCCUGAAACUUGUCUUGGAACACUACCGUUCCUGAUAUGUCACGCCAUGAUUUAAAAAGACCUUUCUAGUAUGAGCACCGUGCCUGUUUUUGUGGCUUUUCUCUUCACUAGAGAUCUAUUACUUAAGGAAUAGCAAAUACAAGGAAAUACUAUGGAAUAGGCUCAAUAUGAUAAAAGUGCAUAAUAUUACAAUAAUUGAUAAACAACAGUAAAUUGAGGACUUCACAACCAGCACAAAUAAGUAGUGAGUCGACAGUAUGAAGAUCAGAAUAACUAUCAAAUCGAUUCACUAUACUUAUGGGCAUGCUAGAACACACUAGAGACCUAUCUCUUGGACCUGAGUGGCGAGUGUAUACGAAUUCCAGGAGAAAGCCGUCUUGUGUGAAGUAGCAUUGGUAACUUUUGCAGUUUAUGUACUAUUUGACGAUAACCAUGUAUUGGAUGCACAGACAGAUAUUGUUUCUUUAUCUUUAUUCAACAUUUUACGUUUUCCAUUAUCCAUGUUACCAAUGUUGAUGUCAAAUGUAGUACAAGGAUUUAUAGCCUAAUAUGUACCACAGCAAACUUGGAUACAGAAUACAUCACUUAUAAAAACGUCAUUGAUGCAUGUGCAUUGAAAGCUGACUUCCAAACGCUUCCAACAGAUUGGAAUCAGUCUCAGCGGAUUUUCGGUAAUGGUGCUCCAUAUAUCACCAAAAAAAUCACACCAUACGUACGAUGGUGAAAGAAACAGUGCGAACAAAACGGCUAAGUGGUUAAAAAGUUGCAUGAUCCUCUUUGCGCGUGGUGACGAAAAAAAUUUAACUUGACUGUUAUGUUAGACACUCGGCAGAAAACUAAACGGUGCAGUAGAAUGGAUGUGUCAGAGAUAUGAGCGCUUUGCUGUGCCAACCACCACUUCCAAUAAUUGCGCUAUAGAUUUGCCUGGCACGCUCGCUCAUCCAAACGAACCAAUUCCGCGGGCUCGUGAUCAAAUUUCUCCCACUUGGUGGCGUCUGGAGCGGCUACUUGUUAUACUAUAAUUUUCCCACUAUAGGGUAGGCCACAAUGUUUAAAUUUCAAGCCUCUGUCAGCAAUGUACAUUUUACGAGCAUUCAGCAGUAUAAUAUGCGUACUAUUUACCAUUCAACCAUAAGUUUAAAACGGUUAUAACUUAAGAGUUGUAUAGGAAAAAAACUAAAAAAAGCGGGUUUCGGCAAAAAUCGUUUUCCAUCUAAUGCCUCUACUAUAUUUUCCGGCAGAGUGAAAUAUUUUCUGACAAUCUUUUUGAAUUGAUAUUCCGUCAUUUCGAACAUCGAGUCGGACGUUAUUUGUUCUGCCAUAAUUACUUUUAUAGCAUCCAUCGUCUCUUCGGUCAAUUCCUUGCCAGUAGGUCCUUUGAACUUUUUUGCGACCUUAGUUAGCACCGUGUUAAAAAUCUUUACGGGCUUGACUAAUUUUAAUAUCAUAUGUUCGCCACCUUUUACCACAGGGCCCAGAAGGCCGCGUCGUUGUCGAGAAAUUACGACAUCAUCGUUGUUAGCAAGGGGAUGCAAGAUCCAGUAUUGUUUUCUGGUACAUUAAGAAUGAAUUUGGAUCCAACUAAUAGUAAUACGGAUGCACAGCUGUGGAGUGCCCUGACACUUGUCCAUUUAAAAGCAUAUGUUGUAGGGCUGGCUGGUGUUUUGGAUUAUGAAGUGUCAGAAGGAGGUGAAAAUCUUAGCGUAGGCCAAAGACAACUGGUGUGUUUGGCGAGAGCAUUGUUGAAGAAGACAAAAAUAUUAGUGUUGGUCGAAGCGACGGCGGCAAUCGAUUUGAAAACGGACGAUCUCAUACAAACGACCAUACGAUCAGAAUUCAAAGACUGUACAGUGUUGACGAUCGCUCAUCGUCUGAACACCAUUAUGGAUUCUGACAAGGUAAUUGUGUUGGACGAUGGUUUCAUAAUCGAAUACGACUCACCGGCCAAUUUACUACUAGACAAAUCGUCUGAUUUCCAUUCAAUGGAAAAAGACGCAGGUCUAGCGCAAUAACGAUGUUUGGACAAUUGUGCAAGACUUAGGUUUUUUUUUCUUAAUGUGAUUUUACAAAAAAAAUUCUUAAUAUCUCGACAGAUAAUAUUUUAUUCAAAUUUCACACGCAAUUUUUGUCGAAUUAUCGUAAAUAAUAAUUAUAUCGAUCGACGUUUACGCCUAACCCGCACUGCAGGGUGAGGCGUGUCCCAUUGAAUUUGGUACUAAUUGUUAUACCAAUUAUACCAAUCUCGCGUAACGCGUCAGCCCAACAUUUUUUUUUUGUUUUACAAUGGUCAUUUGAUUUCGUUUUAUUAUUUCUACGGCGUUUACACUACAGGAAUUAGUAUUACAUAGAAUACAAAAUUGUUAUAAUUUAUCAUAUGUGAUAUAGGUGCAUGUACCGUUCGAACUUUUCUGAACAAAUUGUUUACCCGAUUAAACUUUUGCCUGUUUUAAUUUUCCUUACCAAGCCGUCCACGUCGUGUACUGAAUUCUUACCGUUGUAGGUGUUAUGUUAUAAGUAUAUGUGUUCAUAUUUUCUUGUUAUAUAUUUCUUGUACUAUUGCGGUACAAUGUGGUUGCGUACCUAUAUUAUGUUUUACGAGAGGUUCAAUAUAUUAAUAUUGUGUUCAGUGUUUUAUGUUUUAUUGACAAAGACUGAUAUUUUUAUAUCAUCAGAAUAAAAAUAAAUUAUAUAUUUCCCUCAUAUUUUGUGUAAAUAAAUAAAUUUUUUAUUGUUUAGAUAAAUAAACAAAAUGUUCCAAAAUGUACGUUUUUAUAAUAUAUUUUAGAUAAAUACCCUUUUGCUAAGUUAUUUUUUUUUCAUACGCUUUUUUUAUCACUAUUUUUGUGAUUUUUCCGUG